Molecule: messenger RNA, 3113 nt
Organism: Hyalella azteca
Lineage: Eukaryota; Metazoa; Arthropoda; Malacostraca; Amphipoda; Hyalellidae
Product: Down syndrome cell adhesion molecule-like protein Dscam2
Exons: 19
Coding region: 1-3060 (1019 amino acids)
Biological process (GO): cell-cell adhesion; axon guidance
Cellular component (GO): plasma membrane; axon
Molecular function (GO): protein binding
Source: RefSeq, a predicted model, not a curated record
AUGUACCACAGCUUCUACGCCCUGAAGGCGCCAGAGAGCGCAGGGCCGCAGCACAGCAGCCACAGCAGCGUGACGGUCGCCGCAGCUUCUGCCGCGACGCUGCCCUGCCAUGCGCCGGCCAACCCACCGCCCACCUUCAUUUGGUACAAGGACCAAACGCUGGUGGCUCACGUGAAGCCGCGUGAGCAUUCGUUCGUCGUCGGUGGGUUCCUCGUCAUCCCUGUCGUGGGUGUUGACGAUGCUGGGGACUAUCGCUGCGUGGUGAACAACUCCGUCGGCGUCACCACCCUCACCACACACCUCGAGGUCACCAUACCUCUGAAAGUUCAGGUGACUCCUGAAGUAACAGAGGUGAUGGUGGGCGAAAUUCUGGAACUACGCUGCACAGUCACUGGCUUCCCGGUAUCUGACGUACUGUGGUACAAAGACGCAAGCCCGAUACAGAGCGACGGAAGACACCGCGUCUUGGAGGACCGCGCGCAGUUCGGCGCGCCUGGCGCUGCGCGGCCGUCGCACUUGCGCAGGCUGCGCGUGCAGUCCGCGCUGGCGACGGACGCGGGCGCGUAUCAGUGCCGCGCUGUGGGGCCGCGCGACGUCGCUCACGCGCACGCCAUGCUUCCGGCGACGCAUCACCAGCGCGUGAACGUCAAUGGAACGCUGACGAUCGCUGCGAUCACGCGUGCGGGUGACGAAGGCAGCUACUCCUGCACGGCGCUCGACAAGCAGGGCCGCUCCGAGCAGCAGACGCUCCACAUUCAAGUUAAAGUUCCCCCGCAGCUUGCGCCUCUGACUUUCGUGGGAGGCAACCGAGCAGGGCUGCGGGCUCAGGCCAUGUGCCUCGUCUUAGCCGGCGACCCUCCCUUGAGCCUCCGCUGGUACAAGAACGGCCAGGAAGUCGACGCUGGAAGCAGCGAUGUGAUCAUCACACACGCCAAUGACUUCUCAUCGUCCCUCUCCAUUGAGCAAACGCUGGGUAAACACGCUGGUAACUACACCUGCUCAGCGACCAACAGUGCCAGCACGGCUUCAUCCUCCGCAGUGCUCGUAGUCAACGCUUCGGGUAACUGGGGUGAUAUCAGCGGCGGUUUAAUGCCUGCGAAAACUGCGACUCCCUUACACGAGGAUGUCGGCUACGACAGCGGCAUCACUUACCGAGGCAGCGAGUUUUCCUCCAACACCUUCGGCGAAGGUGGGCGCUCGUUGGUGGUGGUGGAGGCUAUUCAAGACCACGGCGGACGCUAUCUCUGUCAGGCCAGCAACGGCGUUGGUGCUGGACUCUCCAAAGUCAUCACUAUCGUCGUACAUGAGCCGCCGACAUUUUCAACCUCUGAGCGGCGCGUGGAGGUGGCGGUGGGUGGAAAAGCAACCUUCAUAUGCCAGGCUCGUGGAGACGCUCCCCUGACCCUACGCUGGCUAAGGAACAACUUCACUAUUUCUUCCGAUGCAAGGUACAGCGUAGAGAGCGCUGAUGACAAAGUAGAGUCAAAUGGACGCGAGCUUCGUCUGACAAUACAUCGAACCGAGGCCACUGAUGGCGGCGACUACCACUGCAUGGCGACCAACGGACACGGCACUAACUCUGCCCUGCAUCAUCUGCUGGUGCAAGACGUGCCCGCACCUCCAUUGGCCGUAACCGUGGCAGAGACGACGUCGCGCUCCCUGACGCUCACCUGGCAGGAAGCGACGUCACCUCACGGGUCAGACGUGCCCGUCAGAAGAUACGUCGUCCUCCUUACCUCCGACCGCGACAUACCGAAGGAAGUGGCAGUGCAUUCGACACCCGCGAAGUUGACCGAUCUGGUGCCGGCCACGCGCUACUUCUUGCGCGUCGCGGCCGAGAACAGCGUGGGCAGAAGCGACCUCACUGACGUGCUCACGGCGACGACCCUGGAUGAGCCUCCCACUGGGCAUCCUAGGAACGUGAAGGCUCUGAGUUCAACUUCAACGGCUCUGCGACUCCAGUGGGAACCUCCGUUGCCCAACACAACCCAUGGCAAAAUACUAGGCUAUUAUCUUGGGCACAGAGAAAACAGGUUCGUUGAAUACAUCGAUCCGAAUGGUCCGCCCGAGCACGUGGCUUGCGAGCCGCUGUCGUCGCACAGUUUGCUGGUCAGAUGGACACCACCGCCGCCGGAGCGAGCCAACGGCAUCAUUACAAGUUACAGAGUUGCCUACCGCCAACUACAUGAAACGGAAUUGACGGAAACGGACUCCGAGAUGCUGCCUGGAAGAGUGAUUCACAAAUCAAACUCGGGCUUUGGUAUCCCAAAGUCACUUCAAAGCCUCCCCCUGGCCUUCUCUUCCUCGGUGGGCACAAGCGGGGACGGUGGCGUGUUGGUGGUGGUGGAGGAUCAACAGGCACGACUGGUGUCGCUCAGAGCUUACACUAACUACAGCGUCUCUAUCUCUGCCGCCACCGCUGUGGGUGUCGGCGUCCCUAGUGACCCCAUCGUCUGCUCCACCCUCGAGGACGUGCCGUCACCUCCGGAGGCUAUCAAGAUCGUAGCUGCAGGCCGCAGUAGCGCCAUCGUGUCGUGGCGGUUGCCUAAAGAAACUCGGGGACGAAUUACGAGCUACGCCGUAAGAUGGCGCUGUGGGCCGCGCUCGGCGGAGACUCGUACUGUUGAUCCAAACGAGGACCAUUUUACGAUCACGGGCUGCCUUGACUCCAAAGUGGAGGUUUGGUACCGAAAUUUCGUGCUAACGGCGUGGGUGGCAGCAGACACGAGCGUCGGCAGAGGCAAGGAGUCUAACAGCGCAACGACCACCACCAGCGUCAGCGUGGGCGCGGGCGUGUGGUCGGUGGGCGGUGAUGUGUCGGUGGCCUGGAGGCGCGACGUUACGCUUCCCUGCGACGCCGUCGGGCAGCCCGAGCCCUCGAAGCGCUGGGCACAGGACGGCAGGGAUAUUGUAGAAGACAGUCGAGUGUCGGUGAUAUCUAGUGGCAAGUUGCGGAUAGUCGACGCACAGCGCAGCCACAGCGGCCGCUACACCUGCACCGCCACCAACACCCACGGCAGCGACAGCGUCACCUACCACCUCAGUGUCAUCAGUGAGUGAUGGUGUACUGGGUCACCUACCACCUCAGUGUCAUCAGUGAGUGAUGGUGUACU